GCGUUGUUUAUCGACUUGUACAUAUGCAAGCUAAAAUAAAUAUCAUUACUGUAAUUUAGAAACGUAUUUAAACAUUGAAUAUUAAUGAUCAGAAUUAAGAUGAAUCAUAUCUUAACGGAAUUACUCGCGUGUAUCCUGCUCGCAAUAUAACGGAACAAGACAUCUUUUGAAAGCGGAAAACAAACAUGGAGGACAAAGAGUUUUUAGAUCGGACUUUUGCUCUGAAACGCUCCGCUCAAAAACUUUUGUAGAAAGCGCUUAUUAAACCGCAAGCCGCACAGAGAUGAACAUAAAAUGGCGAUUAUUAGAACGCGGCUUAGUGAUAAUGGAGUGGUGUGGAAGAAUCGAUUCUGAGUGGAAGAAGUAAUUGAAGGAUAGAAGUGACGCUUUUAAAUAAUUUUAAUAGGAAAACUAGUGUCUCUCCACCAGUAAUUAUUUUGUCCUUAAAGUCUUGCUAAACCUUCCAUUUUAAAGUCUUUCGAAGGAAAAAUAUUACGAUGUGUGAAGCCGAAGAAUUCAUUACUGCAUUAGUGCCCUAAAUAGUGAUGUCAUUACACGGUGAAAAAAGUGCGAAUGAUACUUCAGGGGUGGGAGAAGGUAUCGCUGGUGGUGAUUGUACCUAGCCAGGAAAUCCACCAGCCUGUGAAUGAUGGUCUUCGGGUCACACUGAUUUAGAUAUUACCAACCAUGGCUUCCACGCAAGGAGAAAUACGAGUAGGGCCAUCUCACCAGGCUCGCUUGCCAGAGUAUCGUCCUGACAUGGCAGACCUGAUCCCUGACCCUGAUCUGGAAAAGGAGCGUGAGGAGUUGAGGUGGGUACCUGCCAUGACACUGGAUGGAGACCUUCUCAUGUAUCUACGUGCUGCGCGCUCCAUGGCAGCAUUUGCUGGGAUGUGUGAUGGAGGCUCACCAGAUGAUGGUUGUGUUGCUGCCAGCAGAGACGAUACCACAAUAAAUGCCCUAGAUGUUCUGCACGAUUCUGGGUAUGACCCUGGCAAAGCCCUCCAGGCCUUGGUGAAAUGUCCAGUCCCUAAAGGAAUCGAUAAAAAGUGGACUGAGGAGGAGACGAAACGGUUUGUGAAAGGUCUUCGUCAGUUUGGAAAGAAUUUCUUCAGAAUCCGGAAGGACCUUUUGGCACACAAAGAUACGCCCGAGUUGGUCGAAUUUUAUUAUUUAUGGAAAAAGACUCCUGGUGCCAACAACAACCGUCCUCAUCGCCGGAACAGGAGGCAGCAGUCUCUGCGUCGUAUUCGCAACACACGCAACACAAGGGGUGGUCAGCCAAAGGAAGCGGAUGCCAACUCGCCAGCAGCUGUGGGAUCAUCUAGACCUUCCCCCAACCCCAAGGAACAUGGUGAUGGCAGUUCUGGCAGUGAAGACGAGAACUCGGAGGAUGAUUCAGAUUCACGGGACCACGCGUAUAGGUGUUACCACUGCUUCACUACAAAUUCACGUGACUGGCAGCCGUCUGGAAAGGAUCGGCGGACGCUGCUGUGCUCUGACUGCCAGGCUUAUUGCAAGAAGUACGGGGAACUCCCUCCUGUUAAUGCAGCUGGUAACAAUACACGUGGUGAUACGCCAUAUCUCUUCAGACCUGUUCAGACAGACUCCCCUGAUGAAUCUCCAGGCAGGAUGAGGACUCGUACCAGAACCAAAGAGCAGAAUGCACGUAACCGCCCCAAACGUGGCAGUGGUACAGACACGCCAGAGAGUGAAAUGGACAAGAAAACAUGCAAGUCUCCAGCCAGUAAUGCGUCCUCGCCUGGUGACAAGAAUAAGAAGAAGUUGUCAAAGCCGGAGACACCCAACAAAGGCCGAAAGAGGAGCCAAGUGGAACUUGAAAAUGAGGAAGAUAAGGAGGUAUCACUGUUCAAGAGAAAGAGAAACGACAGGGCAGAUAGUCCAGCAGAGAGUCUCACUACAGACAGUGGCUCCAUGGUGGAUGAUGUUGACAAUAAUGAAGCAGAAACAGAAACUAGUGGGGAAACCAUCACACCAAACACCAUUUCAAUUCCAACACCAAACUCUGCAACUGGAAGUUUGGAUGCUUCCCCAUUGGUGGCUUCUGUUCCUUCUACUCCUGUGACAGCUCUUCCAGUUCCAGCAUUUGAUAAUCCACCACCCUCCAGUAAUGUGUCCAUACCAUCGGACAAAGUGGACACAGCUGUGGGCUUGCUACCGAACCUGUGUGGAGAAAGCCAGUCGCAAGGACCCACGCCCAUCGUUAUAAUCAACAGUAUGGGUGGUGGCAACUUCAAGGCUAUUAACUCUGAAGCAUCGCUGUCUGUGAGGGGCACAACACAAAGUAUUGGCACUUCGUCGUCGGGUGGGGCUUCAAAUAUCUCAACCUCUAUUCCAUUGGUGGGUCUCAAAGUACCUGUUCCUAACUUAAGCAGCAUGGAAGAGAACAGUGUGACCAAGAAAGUUGGUGAUGAGAAGCUGUUGUCUGACUCAAAAGGCGGCAUUCUAGAGAAGUUCCCUCCUGGUCAGAUGUCGUAUGUGUCACAGCCAGUGUCGCUACAGAGUGAAAAUUUGGAGAAGACAAAUGUUGAAUUGAAAUUUGAAGAUGAAGGAACACGGAUCACCUUGAAACUUCAGCAAGAGGCGUUAGACAGAAGGGAGAAGGAUCCGAUGGGAAUGUCGUUGGGCAUGAAACCGAGUGAUGAGAUGAGUUCCGUACCGCCGAUGAUGAAAGUGACGGUGAAGGAGGAAAUGGAGAGCAGCAAUGAUGAACUUUCCAAUGUGCAGAUGCCAUUGCCUUCUGGGGGUCUCCUCUUGAAGGAAGAAGCACAAGCACAGAACUCACAGCAGUUGAUGGGUCUUUCUAAUCAGAUGGGGCCUAUCAUUGGGACCAGUAACCAGAAUAUUAAGCUGGAGCCAGGUGUGCUGAGGGAGCAGCAGGCUAGCCCCAUGGAGCUCUGUGCAGGGUCUCAGCAGCUGUCUCCACCUGUGUCUUUGUCUUCAGAGCUGUCACCUAUGCAGAUACAGGCUUCAAUGAUGCAGAUGCCUCCCAGCAUCUCUCUGCCCCAUCACUCAGGCCGCUCUUGUUCCCCCAUUCUGCAGGUCCCAAGCCACCACCCCCAUCUGGGCUCAGGGAAUGGGCACUCCUCCAUUAUCAGACCGACCACCGAUAUUCGAGUGAACCAGUCUUCAGACAUGAGGCACAUGCCUGACCUCAGACAGCAGAUAUCAGAUAUGCGACAGUCGACUGAUAUUCGCCAGAUUCAAGAUAUUCGAGGAGGAGGAGGAGGAGGAGGACAGGGAUCAGAUAGCAGACAAUCUUUGUGUGACAUGCGGCCAGGGCCUCCAUCAGAUGUUCGGCAGCAGUCAGUGGACAUCCAGCAGCUUCCAAAUGGUGGUCUUGAGAAGUCUCUGUCGCAGAUGUCAGGUGGAAGCUACAGCGAGGAAGAUCGGGAAAGGGACUCAAAGUCAUCACAGUCCCUACAGAUGCCACCUGUGUCUAUUCCUAAUUCUUCUCAACCAUUGGCUCUUCAGCAUCAGGGACCCCCUGCAGUUCAACCACCACAUCAGUACAGCUACAUGCCUGGAUCUCCAUACCAUCACCACCAGAGGGUGGUGGGAGGUGAGAAGAGUAUGGGUGUACUUCAUGUUCCAAAUCUUCCCCCCAGCUCCACCCCUACUGGUGCCAGUGUGGGGCAGCAGAGUGAGCCCCAGAAUCUGAAGAUCAAACAAGAGAUAAUUGCCCCUGCAGACCAAGGAAUGCCACCUUCUGACCCAUUGCAGUCACUGAAGGAGGUGAAGAUCCCAGGAUAUUCUGCACCAAAUACCUCUGCCACACAGCCACUGCCAAGCAGCAACUUGAAUUCUGGAUCUGUGCCACCAGCAAACCACCCCUCAGGAGCAGAAAUCCCGAGACCAUCUUCAGGCAAUGCCAACACAAAUUUCCUGGGGCCUUCAAUCGAUAACAUAAAAAAGGAGCCCGAGAAUUAUUUAUCAGCUGGUAGUUCCGUCAGUGCAUCAGGGUCAAAUCUCCCUGCAGGUACGCCAAAGUCCCCUCCUCCCAAACAGACAGCAUCAUCUCAGCCUCCCACAGAAAUACAUAACGCUCCAAACAACUCUGCAGCCAUUGGCACAGCUACUCCGCCCUUGACCAGAAUCUCAUCCAGUACCCCACCAGUGCCUCCCCCAACCUCACAACCUCCAGUAUCACACAGUGCUGCCAACCUCAUCUCUCCAUCACCCACGACUGCUCGACUGACUCCCACAUCUUUAUCAAGUGGGCCAACUUCAAUUCCUCAGCCCGUCAUGCACCCUUCUCAGCAGGUCUCUCCACUAAGCCGUGUAUCUCCUGGUCAUCCUCAUCCGACUCCACAUCCGCAUCCAACACCUCAUCCCCACUCCUCACCCUUCAUAGGGCCUCCUGGAGCUCACCCUGCAUUACAUCCUCAUCAUCCUCAUCACCCCUUGAUUCAUCACUCCCUGUUCGCAGCCGUUCAUGCAGCUGCUGUUCAUCAUAACCCGUACCAUCCCCACCACCCAUACGCAGCAUAUGGGUACCCAUUCCCGUACUCAUACGGUCCGCCUAUGCCCCAGCCCCAUCCCGUGCCUCCUCCCCAUCAUUCUACGCCCCCUGCCCCUGCACUGCCAACUCCACCCACAUCAUCCAGUCACAGAACAACUCAUGAGCAGGCAAAGUCAGAGACUAGAUCUUCAACAGCAUCCAUGGAAAGUACAACCACAUCGUUACAUACUUCUCACCACUCAUCGCAUUCAUCAUCGGUCACCACUCGUAGAGAAAUCUCUGCUACUUCUUCUGAGACCGACGGCAGUGGAAAUGCAUCGGUUGCCAGUUCAGAGCGACAUCAUCACACAACACAGGAACUGACCACAACUCAUCACCAUCACUCCUCUGUCCACCACCAAAUGACAACAGAGAAGCAGUCGAGUCAUCACCAGCCACUGAACCACUCAGUGACGAUUUCUCACUCUACCACAUCCUCAAGUUCAGCCUCAGUUCAGCACAAGAUCAACACUGGGGGCAAAACCAACUCUGGGGGCACUAGAGCCUCCAGCCCCUCUUGUCAUGUUUCUGCAACUCUCUCUUCCACAACCUCUGCCUCGACCUCAAUCUCGCUUCCAUCUACAAAUCACGGAGGCAAUCACCACCAUUCCCAUCACCACUCUCACAGUCACCAUCACCAGCACCAUCAUCAGACGACAACUGGUGAACGGUUGUCCCCAACCAAUCCUUUGAUAAUGCCUCCGGCAUUGAACAUGCCACUUGCAUUAGCUCCUGGAGCACCACCACCUAGCAGAAAUCAUCAUGGCGGAUCAUCAAGUCAUCAGCACCACCAGAGUCACAGUCAUCAUUCAAAGCAGGGCAGUAGCGUGGGGUCAAGCAGUAACCCACCAAGUUCUCAUCAUCAUCCCAGUUUAAUGGUGCAACCAGGAGGACUUCCCCCACCAAUUGGUCACCACCCCAUGGGACUGGGGUUGCCCCCAUCUGCAGUGCCUGGAUCUUCUUUGGAGGCCUUGAGAGCUCAUGCACAAGCAGCUGCUAACAUGCAACAGCAGCAGCAGCCACCCCACACAUCAGGUGGUCUGGCCCCAGGCAUGAUCCACCCUGCAUCUCACUCACCUCUGCAGCUACAGCCUCCUUGUCCCUCACAGCCUCACAUACCAGGUCCUCUUCACCAUUCUUCACGACACUUGGCUCCAGGUAUGCCGGAUGAAGUGAAAUCUGAACCACCGAGUCUGCCGAGCAGCAUGACAGGCAGCGCAGACUUGAGUGAUGCACAGGUGGGGCUCCAGCAGCCAGAGGAGGAGGAAGUGCCAAGUCCGAACCACAUACCGAGAGGGCCAAGCCCCGAACCCAAGAUUGAGGACACAGAGUGUCAUAGAAGUCAGAGUGCCAUCUUCUUGCGUCACUGGAAUCGUGGGGAUUUCAAUUCAUGCACUCGUACAGAUCUGACAUUCAAACCUGUGCCAGACUCGAAACUGGCAAGGAAGCGAGAAGAGAGGCUGCGGAAACAAGCAGAGAAGGAACGUGAAGAUAGAGAGAAGGCUGCAGCUCAGGCACAGGCGCGCAAGAUUGCAACACCAGAGAAACCGGAGGGUCCAAAGCCUCCAUCACGUGGUCCUAUUGAGACAAUUACAUCUCCAUACGAUCGCUUCACCCCACGACAAGGUUACCCUGAUACACCAGCACUGCGCCAGCUGAGUGAAUAUGCUAGGCCCCAUGCGGGGUUCUCACCGGGCACAUUGCCCCGUGCAAGUCUCGGCCUGCCUCCACAGUGCAUUGACUCCAUGUUGCACUACCAGUUCAACAGCAUGUAUGGUGCAACCGCCAGAGAGAGGUUGGAAUUGGAGCACUUGGAGCGUGAGAAACGGGAGAGAGAGAUUCGUGAACUACGGGAACGAGAACUGAAUGACCGCCUGAAGGAUGAGCUGAUGAAGAACGCUGCUGCUGGUGCUGGCCCUCGAAUGCCUAGCGCCAUUGACCCACACUGGCUUGAGCUCCACAGGAGGUAUGCAUCUUUCCAAGCUACAGAUGUACUGAAUUGCAACAUGGCGGCCACAACACAAUGCCUCUGUUGCAGGUACACUGGCCUUGGACCAGGUGGUCCCCCACAGGGGGCAGCACUGCAUCAGUUUGGCCUGUACCCUGCUCCUACAGGACCAAGCCAGGCAGCUCUCAGUCAGCUUGAGCGGGAACGACUGGAGAGACUAGGUAUUCCUACAGGGCCCGCUGGUCCGCAUGGCCCACCACCUGUGGGCCCGCCUGGCCCCCACCCUCACCCCCACCCAGGAUCAGUAGCUGCAGCCCAGUUGGAAGCAGCGGAACGACUUGCGCUUGCAACAGAUCCCAUGGUGCGACUGCAGAUGGCUGGCAUCUCACCUGAGUAUCAUGCACACACACAUGCACAUACACAUGCACACUCCCACACACACCUCCACUUGCAUCCCAGUCAGCAGGCCCAGCAGGCUCAGGCACAGCAAGAGGCCGCAGCUGCCGCAUCUGGGACCGCAGGUUUCCCUCUGCCAGCUUCAGCAGCCACCGGAUAUCCUCGGCCAAGCCUUCUUCCACCCAGGGAGGCUGCUUUAGGAUUGCCUCAUCCAUCAGACAUAUUGGGGCGUGGUGGACCAGGUUAUGCGGAUCAACUGGCUCAUCAGCUCUCAGCGCAGGCUGCAGCUCAUGAGCAGCUGCAGCGUCAGAUGUUGCUGGAGAGGGAGCGCUUUCCACACCCUCACCCCUCCCUUGUUGCUCAGCAUGAGGAAUACAUCAGGCAACAGCGGGAACGUGAGAUGAAGGUGCGAGCACUGGAGGAGGCUGCGAGGGGGUCGCGACCUUAAACUGAUGAUCUCCCAUCAGUUGGAUAUUGACUGCCAUCCUGGUGUCGCCAGGAAACUCGACCGUGUACACACUUCAAUGCAUAUACACUUUUAUAAUCUUAAAGAUUUUAUGUUCGAAAGUUGGAAGUAACAACUUGUCAAGUUGUAAAUCUAAACGUGAAAAUGGAACGUACUGAAUAUAAAUGAAGCAUUUAGUACAAUUUUUUAGUAGAGUUAAGUGAAA
Molecule: messenger RNA, 7537 nt
Organism: Cryptotermes secundus
Lineage: Eukaryota; Metazoa; Arthropoda; Insecta; Blattodea; Kalotermitidae
Gene: Gug
Product: arginine-glutamic acid dipeptide repeats protein
Exons: 23
Coding region: 688-7314 (2208 amino acids)
Cellular component (GO): nucleus
Molecular function (GO): transcription corepressor activity
Source: RefSeq, a predicted model, not a curated record